Molecule: messenger RNA, 2739 nt
Organism: Nerophis lumbriciformis (worm pipefish)
Lineage: Eukaryota; Metazoa; Chordata; Actinopteri; Syngnathiformes; Syngnathidae
Source: RefSeq, a predicted model, not a curated record
AUGCCGCCGGCCCCCAGCUGCGACUGCCCCCACCUGGACUGCGUGGGGGAGAUCACCAAAGAGGAACUCAUUCAAAAGUCACACGGCCAGUGUCAAGAUUGUAAAGUUGGAGGACCAAAUUUAUGGGCGUGUUUGGAGAAUGGCUGCGCGUAUGUCGGCUGCGGAGAAUCCCAUGCAGACCACAGCACGGGACACUCACAGGAAACGGGCCACAACCUGACAGUAAACCUGACCACGCUACGAGUGUGGUGUUACGCCUGUGGCAAGGAAGUCUUCCUGGACCGUAAACUAGUUCCUCCGCCCCUCCAGUCCAACAGCAAGCCUGUUGCCGCUUCUCAGCAGGCUAGCAACAGAACCUCGCCCGUGAGCCCCGUCUCCCUCCACGUGACCCCUAACGGCGUCUGUGAAGACCUGGAAAUGGAGAUGGAGGAAGAGGAUGACGCGCAUGUUCGAGGCUUGACUGGACUGAAAAACAUUGGCAACACAUGCUACAUGAACGCCGCCCUCCAGGCUUUGUCCAACUGUCCACCUUUGACACAGUUCUUCCUGGAGUGCGGCAGCCUGGUGAGGACAGACAAGAAGCCAGCGCUCUGCAAGAGCUACCAGAAACUCGUGUCCGACUUGUGGCACAAGAACAGGCCCUCCUACGUGGUCCCGACUAAUCUGUUCCAGGGAAUCAAAGCCAUAAACCCAAUGUUCAGAGGAUACUCUCAGCAGGACUCGCAGGAGUUUCUGCGGUGCCUGAUGGACCAGCUGCACGAAGAGCUAAAGGAGACUCUGCCCGAGCCGUACGACUCGUCCGGCGGCGUCACGGUGGAAGACCCGCCCAAGGAGGAUAACCACAACCAAUCGGACAGCAGCGAUUUCCAGUCGUGCGAUUCGUGCGCGUGCAGCGACCGGGCCGACAACGAAUCGCAGCACGCCGGUCCACCCGCCGUCAUCGUCGGCGUGGACAACGAGGCCGAGAUGCUGAUUCCCGAGCGAGAUGACAUCCAGGCCAACAGGGAGUGGCAGAAGGAAAAGAACAUGAUCAACGACAUAUACCGCGGCGGGGAGAACACUGUGCCGGACAUGGAUAAAGAUGUGGACACCGCUUCUGAAAACACGCCCAUUAUCAGUAGUCAGGGACACAUUAAGACGCAAAGCAGGACAUCAGAGUCCUUUCCAGACAUCCAAAUGUCCAACAUCAUAAGACCACAAAGUCCAGUCCCUAUGGAGGUCCAUAAAAUGUCCAGCAGCCCACCCAAAACUUCCUCUGUGUGGCCCAGCCUCAAUACCGCACACAAGAAAGCAAUGACCACAUUCUCCCCAGCCAAGACCAAAUGUCAGAAAAGGUACCGCAGCGUCAUCUCGGAUGUGUUCGACGGGACCAUUAUGAGCUCCGUGCAGUGUCUCACCUGUGAUCGGGUGUCUGUCACGCUGGAGAACUUCCAGGACAUCUCUUUGCCCAUCCCGGGCAAGGAAGACCUGGCUAAGCUGCACUCCGCCACCCAUCAAACGUCUCUGGUUAAAGCCGGAUCCUGCGGGGAAGCAUAUGCGCCACAGGGCUGGAUCGCGUUCGUUAUGGAAUAUAUCAAAAGCUGGUUCUGGGGUCCAGUGGUUACGCUACAAGAUUGUCUGGCAGCCUUUUUUGCUAGGGAUGAGCUGAAAGGUGACAACAUGUACAGCUGUGAAAAGUGCAAGAAGUUGCGAAAUGGAGUCAAAUUUUGCAAAAUGCAAAGUUUGCCAGAGAUUCUGUGCAUCCAUCUGAAGCGAUUCAGGCACGAACUCAUGUUCUCCACCAAGAUCGGCACCCACGUAUCUUUCCCGCUGGAGGGUUUGGAUUUACAGCCCUUCCUAGCUAAGGACAGCUCGGCGCAGAUUGCCAACUACGACCUGCUGUCGGUCAUCUGCCACCACGGCACUGCCAGUAGUGGCCAUUACAUCGCUUAUUGCAGGAACAACCUCAACAAUCUUUGGUAUGAGUUUGAUGACCAAAGUGUGACGGAGGUGCCAGAAUCUUGCGUUCAAAAUGCCGAGGCUUAUGUGCUUUUCUACAAGAAGAGCAACGGGGACGCACCGAAGGAGCGCAGAAGGGUGUCUGGCUUGCUCAACAUGAUGGAGCCCAGCUUGCUUCAGUUCCACAUCUCCCGUCAGUGGCUCAACAAGUUCAAAACCUUCGCCGAGCCAGGCCCCAUUUCCAACGACGACUUCCUGUGCUCGCACGGAGGCGUGCCCCCCAACAAAGCUGCCUAUAUUGAUGACCUCGCUGUCGUGUUACCUCAGAAUGUGUGGGAUCACCUCUACAGCAGGUACGGGGGAGGACCCGCCGUCAACCAUCUGUACGGCUGCAACACAUGCCAGAUUGAGGUGGAGAAACUGGAGAAGCGGCGCAAAUCGGAGCUGGAAAUGUUUGUCCGGCUGAACAAGGCCUUCCAGGAUGAGGAGUCUCCCGUGGUCAUAUACUGCAUCAGCAUGCAGUGGUUCCGCGAGUGGGAGGGUUUUGUGAAAGGGAAAGACAACGAUCCACCAGGACCCAUUGAUAAUUCCAAGAUAGCAGUGAACAAGAGUGGUCAUUUAACAAUCAAACAAGGGGCCGACUCGGGCCAGAUCUCCGAAGAGACGUGGCUCUUCCUUCACGCCAUCUACGGCGGCGGACCUCUGGUGACGGUGAGACCGAGCGUGGUCACCGGCCACCAGGAAGCGGACCCUUCCCACCAGUCUGAGGAAAAGAUCGAAGUGGAGACGCGCUCGCUUUAA